This is a messenger RNA of Ruditapes philippinarum (Manila clam), 1822 nucleotides long. RefSeq lists its product as uncharacterized. Lineage: Eukaryota; Metazoa; Mollusca; Bivalvia; Venerida; Veneridae. The record is from RefSeq and is a predicted model, not a curated record. The transcript is spliced from 3 exons. The coding region runs from base 135 to 836 and encodes 233 amino acids.
CAGGAUUUAUUUUCGCUGUCCACAUUGUCGUCUAUGUUUUCAUGCCAGUUGUGCUUAUUACGAGCUAGAACUGCAUCUUACAAAAGAACUGAAGGGGACAAUCUGUGAGCAGUGUGCUUCUAAUACAGUACAGGAUGAAGAUUCUAACAAUAACUCGUAAUGGUCAGCAAAGCCAGUUGCAGUGUGAUGAUGAAUUGGCAAAGUUAAUACUCUCUAAAGAUACAGAUCCAUCAUUGAAGGAGGGGCUCAUAAAUGGUCUGCUGACAAAUAGCCAACUUGAGUCAUGUCGAAGCCAACCCUCAUUAGAAAACAGCAAACCUCAGAUAUGUUAUAGUCAACCUCAACUAGUUGUCAACAAACUUCAGUCGUCCAACAUGCAAUCUCUGUUACACACCAGUCAACCUCAGAUUGUUUACAGUCGACCUCAUGUAGAUACCAACAACUUUCAGCCAUCUAACACACAGUCUGUAUUACAUGCCAGUCAACCUCAGCUAGGUGUCAACAACCUUCAAUCAUCUAAUAAUAAUAAUCAAAAUCAGUUAUCUGUAAGAAAAUCUGAAAGUAUCAGUCAAUCAGACAGCAUUAUUCAUACAUGGAAAUCUAAUGAAGAGGACCUUCUUGUGUCAUUACGUCAUGAUAAAAAUGAUCAGUUUACUCAAACUAAGAAUCAUAGUUUGUUAUGGAAAGCUAUUGCAGAAGAAAUCAACAAGACAUUAAACUGCAACAUUACAUCUACUCAGGCAAUGAACAAGUACUUCAGUUUAAAGAAAAAAUUGGAAGGAAGUUGUAGAUGCAGGGACAGGCACAGAAGCAAAAUUUUUCAGACAGAGAAAUGACUUUGAUCAGUUAUAUGGCACUAAAGCCAGUACAAAACCCCAGUUCUUACUCGACAGUACAAAGUCGCCAGUUGAGUAUCGGGACAUAGAGAAAGCUGAAAUGUCAGGAGAUCUGCAACCCCCUAGUGUAAAAAAGGAGAUGCCAGCAAGCAAACCAAAAGAAAGCAAAUCAAGAAUAAAAAGGAGAUCCACAGAAAUUGUAGAAAUGAUGGAACGACAGAACACUGAAUUCCAUAAAAGAAUGGAGCAACACCACCAAGCAAAAAUGACCAGAAUGGAUAGAUUUCUUGAUCUGUAUGAAAAAGACGUUAAUUCUAAGACCAAUUGACAACUAAAUCACAGUCUUGAAUUGUUUGACAUUUGUGAUGUGUAUAUUAGCAAAAGUUUUUUUUAUUUUUUACAUUGUUUGAAUAUAAUUUAAGAGACUGUAACUAUUUUUAAGCACAUGUUUUCUUUUUACAGGCAUUUGUGUAGCAAAAAACCUAUGUUUGUUGAUGAUUUUAGCUCACUUGAAAAAGGCUAAGUAGCAAUUUUGUUUUAUUACGCUCUUUUGUAUCUGAACAGCACAGGCAGUGUCUUUUUAUUCCAUUCCAAUCUUUGGUGUGAUGGCGAAUAGCAUUUAAUUGAGUGUGUGUGUGUUAUAAAGUAAAAAAUUAACAGUUGUAUUGAUAUCAAUUUGACUUUAUGUAAACCAUGAAGCGCCAUUGAUGAUUUACAUGACACCAACCAGAGACCAAAGUAAUAUGAUAUAUGUAUUUUGAGCUUUACUUGUUUCAAUUAUUUUAUUGGAAACAAGUGCAGCAUAGGAAGUGAAAAUUUACUUUAUAAUCUUUGAUUCCAUGGUUUUUAGUUAAUAAGUGACAUAUCAUUCCCACUUCCAGCACAGAUUGAAACUGACAUUUUAAUGUUAGAUUAUGAAAUUUUUACCAAUAUCGAUAAAACUUUUAGUUCAUAAUCACUUGUUUUGAAAAGAUGAAAUCUUUAAA